Messenger RNA from Neopsephotus bourkii (Bourke's parrot), 3648 nucleotides. RefSeq names its product ATPase secretory pathway Ca2+ transporting 2 (gene ATP2C2). Lineage: Eukaryota; Metazoa; Chordata; Aves; Psittaciformes; Psittacidae. Bases 414 to 3257 code for a protein of 947 amino acids. Gene Ontology annotation, molecular function: ATP hydrolysis activity; P-type calcium transporter activity; ATP binding. Gene Ontology annotation, cellular component: endoplasmic reticulum; plasma membrane; Golgi membrane. The transcript is spliced from 28 exons. The record is from RefSeq and is a predicted model, not a curated record. Gene Ontology annotation, biological process: intracellular calcium ion homeostasis; calcium ion transmembrane transport; manganese ion transport.
AACAGGCUCUGCAGUGUGUGCAACCUGUCCUGCCUCUGCACGCAGCGGCCUUGGCAAAACAUCCUCCCUCUCUGUCUGCUGUGCUGGGGCACCUCCCGCAUCACUUCUUCAGAGGGUAGGGAGGAAAACACAGAGCUGCAAGCCUUCAACCCGGGCGCCGCACAGGGACACCUCAUUCCUGUACCAGCCACGGUGUCAAACACAGCUCCUGGCAGGGUUGGAUGGGCGAAGCACCCUGCAUCGCUGCCGAAGGGUGCGCAGCCUCCCGCCGGCACCUGCGGCUGAAGGCGUGACUUGGCAGCAGGUACACCUGCCUCCUCUCCCUGCCUGUGACCAGAGCCCUGUGCUGGCAGGGGAGCCAGAGCCGGUGCUGCCGGCAGCGGGUGGCACUGUCCCAGCGUUGCGCUGUGAAGAUGGUAGAAGGAGGUUUCACCAAAGUCCUCCAGAAGAAGCUGUUUUUCCACCUUGCACAGAAAUAUCAGCCCCUUGGAAGCGGCGAGCCGGAGGAGGAGGAGGAGGAGGAGACCCAUGAGGAGUGUGAGCUGAAAAUAAUUGAGCAGGAGAAGGAGGUGGCAGUUCUGCCCCCGAAAGACGCAUGCAAGUGCCAUAAAGAAGACUUGGCUAAAGCUUUAAAUGUUGAUCUGCAAACUGGACUCUCUGAGUGUUCUGUGCUGCAACGCAGGUUAAAGCAUGGCUGGAAUGAGUUUUCAGUAGAGAAUACAGAGCCAAUAUGGAAGAAGUAUCUGGACCAGUUUAAAAACCCCCUCAUUCUCUUGUUGCUGGCUUCUGCUUUAGUAAGUGUCAUCACGAAAGAAUACGAGGAUGCUGCGAGCAUCACCAUGGCGGUGCUCAUCGUAGUCACUGUGGCCUUCAUUCAGGAAUAUCGCUCAGAAAAAUCUCUGGAAGAGCUUAACAAGUUGGUGCCCCCUGAGUGCAACUGCCUAAGGGAAGGGAAGCUGCAGCACCUUCUAGCACGAGAGCUUGUGCCUGGAGAUAUCAUUUAUCUGUCUGUUGGCGACAGGGUUCCUGCAGACCUCAGGCUGAUAGAGGUUACAGAUCUGCUGGUAGAUGAAUCCAGUUUUACUGGAGAAGCUGAGCCUUGUAACAAGACUGACAGUGUAUUAGUGGAAGCUGGAGACAUAACCACACUGAGCAAUGUUGUUUUCAUGGGGACACUGGUGCGAUACGGGAAGGGAAAAGGUGUAGUUAUUGGGACUGGUGAAAAUUCACAGUUUGGAGAGGUGUUCAAAAUUAUGCAAGCUGAAGAGACUCCCAAAACACCUCUCCAGAAGAGCAUGGACAGACUGGGGAAGCAACUUACUCUCUUCUCCUUUGGCAUAAUCGGUUUAAUAAUGCUCAUUGGCUGGUUACAAGGGAAGCAUCUCCUUGGCAUGUUCACAAUUGGAGUUAGCCUGGCAGUGGCUGCCAUCCCAGAGGGCCUCCCCAUCGUGGUCACCGUCACACUGGUACUUGGCGUUCUCCGGAUGGCUAAGAAAAGGGUGAUUGUGAAGAAGCUGCCCAUAGUAGAAACCUUAGGUUGCUGCAAUGUCAUCUGCUCAGAUAAGACAGGCACUCUGACUGCCAAUGAGAUGACAGUGACUCGUCUUGUGACUUCGGAUGGGUUCCAGGCAGAGGUCAGUGGUGUGGGCUACAAUGGAGAAGGAAAUGUUUAUCUUCUGCCAUCAAAAGAGAUUCUUAAAGAAUUUUCCAAUGUCUCAGUUGGAAAACUAGUGGAGGCUGGCUGUGUAGUCAACAAUGCCAUUAUCAGGAAAAACAGUGUGAUGGGACAGCCCACAGAAGGAGCUCUCAUUGCCCUUGCAAUGAAGAUGGAAUUAGCUGACAUAAAAGAUAUUUAUGUAAGAAAUAAGGAAAUUCCAUUUAGCUCUGAACAGAAGUGGAUGGCUGUGAAAUGCGCCCUGAAAAAUCAGGAUCAGGAUGAUAUUUACUUUAUGAAAGGAGCAUUUGAAGAAGUGAUUCAAUACUGCUCUCUGUAUAACAGCGGUGGCAUCUCGUUAUCACUUACACCCCAGCAGAAAGCCUUCUACCAGCAGGAAGAAAAACGAAUGGGCUCCUCAGGUCUAAGGGUACUUGCUUUGGCUUCAGGUCCAGAACUUGGCAAACUAACAUUUUUAGGUCUGGUUGGAAUAAUUGAUCCCCCAAGGGCUGGAGUGAGAGAAGCUGUUCAAGUCCUUCUGGAUUCUGGUGUAUCAGUAAAGAUGAUAACUGGAGAUGCCUUGGAAACUGCUGUGGCUAUAGGGCAGAAUAUUGGUCUCUGCAACGGAAAGCUGAAAGCCAUGUCUGGGGAAGAGCUGGACCAACUGGCAGAGGCAGAGCUAUCAUCCACUGUCAAAAAUGUUUCCAUUUUCUUCAGAACAAGUCCAAAGCACAAACUGAAAAUAAUAAAGGCUUUGCAGAGGGCUGGUGCUAUUGUGUCAAUGACAGGAGACGGUGUUAAUGAUGCUGUGGCCCUUAAAUCUGCUGAUAUCGGGAUUGCAAUGGGACAAGCUGGUACAGAUGUCAGCAAAGAGGCUGCCAACAUGAUUCUUGUGGACGAUGACUUCUCAACAGUAAUGAAUGCAAUAGAAGAGGGAAAGGGAAUAUUUUACAACAUAAAGAAUUUUGUCCGGUUCCAGCUGAGCACGAGUAUUUCAGCUUUGAGCCUAAUUACUCUGUCAACUGUGCUCAACCUACCAAAUCCACUCAAUGCUAUGCAGAUCUUAUGGAUCAACAUCAUCAUGGAUGGGCCACCAGCCCAGAGCCUGGGAGUGGAACCAGUUGAUAGGGAUACUAUCAAACAGCCGCCCCGACGUAUCACAGACACUAUACUCAGCAAAUCACUGAUCCUGAAAAUCUUCAUGUCAGCUGUAAUUAUCAUCAGUGGAACCCUCUUUGUCUUCUGGAAGGAGAAUCCAAAAGAUGGCAUAAAUCCUCGAACCACGACAAUGACUUUUACCUGUUUUGUAUUUUUUGAUCUCUUCAAUGCCCUGACAUGCCGCUCCCAGACAAAGUUGAUAUUUGAAAUAGGCUUUUUUCGAAACCGCAUGUUCUUGUAUUCUGUGCUGGGAUCAUUUUUGGGACAACUGGCUGUUAUAUACAUCCCUCCACUACAAAAGAUCUUCCAGACAGAGAAUUUAGGAGUGCUAGACCUGCUGUUUCUCACUGUACUGGCUUCCUCCGUUUUCAUCGUGUCCGAGCUCGUCAAACUCUGUGAGAAACACUGCUGCCAACCAAAGCACACAAAGAGAUGUCAUAACUGAUGCAAACAUCCUCUAAAGAUACACUUGAGACCAAGCUGUGAUGCUGGAUAUUUGAAAUGCAAAGUUUCUGACACCACACGUCCUUUCUGAAGAUACUCCAAGUGAAUCUGUACACCACAGUCUGUUCCUUCUAAUGCUUUACCUAAACUCUUUGAGCUGUCUACAGAACCUCCAGAGCAGCUCAUGUUUUAAACCAAGAUCAGGUAUACUUUUAUAACACUGAUCUGUAUCUCAAGAAUGCUGUGACAGUCCUACAUAAAAUAACAGAAUAGCACCUCUCCUAUAAGAAAAAGCUGAGAGUCAGGGUUGUUCAACCUGGAGAAGACUCUGGGGAUACCUUAUUGCAGCCUUUCAGUCCUUAAAAGGGGCCUAUAAGAAAGAUGGGGAUAGA